AUGGCGUUCACACGAGAUCAUGGUACGUGCUGCAUCGUACUCCCCUUGAAGCUCGGGGUGUCGUUGGUUGCCAUGCUGGCAUUCUUUGACUCCAUCGUCUGCAUAGUUGCUACACUCACGGGCGACAUCCGCUUCCAGCCGAAUGGCUACAACGAACAUUUCUACCGGGUCCCCGUCUUCAUCGGCGUCUUUGGAGUUUUUUUCGGUUUCUCCGGCCUGUUGGGGAUCUACGAUGACAAACCGGAAUGGCUGCGAUGGCUCGUCUACUACCUGGGAGUGAAGCAGGUGGCCCUUCUUGCCACCAGCAUCGCCGAUUACUCGACGCUUUGGAAAUGUGAAAGCUGGCCAACAUCCUCAGAACGUGCUCGGGAAACCAAUGAGCAGCUCCUCCAGUUGGCAGAGGCAGGAGUUUGUCCCUGGGCUCGUCUCGCCUACAUCGUGGGCAGCCUGAUGGUGCAAGGGUUUUGGGUUUACUGCUUUUACCAUACCUACUCCUACUGGAGACAGUUGCAGACGAAUCCUGCCUAUCCGAUCGACUUCGGUGCAGAGAAGCACGGUUUGGAGGGCCGCUGGGAUCAUUUCCAGGUGAAGGACCCCCGGCUUCCGGAGCAUGAAGAAGGUCUUCCUCUGCUUCCACAGCUCAGAGAAAGCGAGUAUGGCAGCGCCGAAAAGGCCAAACUCCGCUAUGGACCUGACGGCCAGGAGAUGGGCGACGUAGACAUCUGA
Molecule: messenger RNA, 726 nt
Organism: Symbiodinium sp. CCMP2456
Lineage: Eukaryota; Dinophyceae; Suessiales; Symbiodiniaceae
Source: the annotation of a GenBank genome assembly